UGCAUACCACAAGUUCUCUCUAUAUAUACACACCUCCACUAGUAACUUCUCCAUCAAAUCAGUUCUCUUCUAUCCAAAGCUUAUUUUUUGUGCCAAAUUAAACAGUUUUGCUUUUUUAGCUUACUCUUAAAAGACAAAAACAAGUCACAUUUUUUCCCGUAAAACCAAAACUUUGUCACCUAAAUUUUCUGUUCAACGAUUAUUGUAUAUCAAACUGGUUAUUUGAAAGCUUGAAAAUGGAAAUGAAGAAGGUCAUGAUGAGCUCAUCAGGGAGAUCAAAGGAGAAGAAGAGAUCAAUAAGUAGAAGAUUGGGGAAGUAUAUGAAGGAACAAAAGGGAAGGAUUUACAUCAUCAGAAGAUGUGUGGUCAUGCUCCUUUGUUCGCAUGAUUGAUUAAAAAGAAAGUUUUAACAAUGCCAAGUUCAAAUGAAUGCACGUGUGUGUGUGUGUGUGAAUGUGGCUUAUUAAGUGAGGGAAAGAUUAGUGCUAGCUAGGGGCGAAAACCGGUUUGUUUGGUUUUAUUUUGUAAUCUUUUACCGAAUUGUAUAUAUAAUGACCUCAACCGGUCGAUUCGAUGGUUGUUUUUCUUAAAACUAAUGCUGUAUGCAAUCAUUUAUAUAUUGAUUCAUCAAUGGUUAUUGGUUAAGAGUUCUAACGCAUUAAUCAGUUGUGAUAGACCAUCAGAUCGAUUAUCUAGAGAUGUUAAAUAAUCACACUAGAUUUAGACUUAAGUUAUCGUAUUGAUCAAUAAAACUAGAA
Molecule: messenger RNA, 758 nt
Organism: Arabidopsis lyrata subsp. lyrata
Lineage: Eukaryota; Viridiplantae; Streptophyta; Magnoliopsida; Brassicales; Brassicaceae
Exons: 1
Coding region: 237-392 (51 amino acids)
Biological process (GO): negative regulation of cell population proliferation
Source: RefSeq, a predicted model, not a curated record